Messenger RNA from Triplophysa dalaica, 840 nucleotides. RefSeq lists its product as uncharacterized. Gene Ontology annotation, cellular component: membrane raft; external side of plasma membrane. NCBI's taxonomy places the organism in Eukaryota, Metazoa, Chordata, Actinopteri, Cypriniformes, Nemacheilidae. The transcript is spliced from 7 exons. Gene Ontology annotation, biological process: interleukin-15-mediated signaling pathway; positive regulation of ERK1 and ERK2 cascade; T cell activation. The record is from RefSeq and is a predicted model, not a curated record. Gene Ontology annotation, molecular function: MHC class II protein binding; protein tyrosine kinase binding. The coding region runs from base 1 to 840 and encodes 279 amino acids.
AUGGGCGUACAGACAGACAGACCUGCUCUACUGGAAGACCUUCUUACCAGCUCUCAAAUGUUUGCUGCACUCAGAGUGUUCAUCAUAAAUGAUGAUUGGGCGGAUCUUCCUAUGCAGGCGCAGUUGAGUAUGUACAACGUUCCCAACGUAUGUCUGCUGGGACUGAUCCUUCUCUCUUCACUAUUCUCAGGUGUGAGUGAAGCAGCAUACACUCAUGUGUUCAUCAGUUCUGGUGAAAGUGUGUCUCUGUCCUGUAAUGAUGCUCUUCAUCAAUGCUCCUCAACUACAUGGAACUACGAUAAUUAUACAAGAUCAUCAGCAGUAGAAGUUUUUACUGGAGGAAUAAAUAAGAAUAACACAGAGAGAUCUGAGAGACUGAGUCUGACAUCUGACUGCUCUCUCAACAUCUAUAACGCAACACAACAUGAUGGUGGACUUUACACCUGCAGACAAUAUGUGAAUGGACGUCAACAUGGACCUGAUUCACGUGUUUAUCUACAUGUUCUUCAUGUGUCUUCAUCAUCAUCAUCAUCAUCACAGACUGAGAUAAGAGCAAACACAUCUGUCACUCUCUCCUGUCAGCUGUUUACAUAUGUCUGUGAUUAUGUGUUCAGUUAUUAUGGAUUUCAGCUGGUGUGGAUGAAUCAGACUGAUGUUGAUCUACAGACAGACUCCAGAUAUCAGAUUAGAUCAGAUAAACUCUGUAUCAUCUCUCUGACUACAACACUCGUGAAUGAAGACGACAACACAGAGUUGAGAUGUGUGCUCAAACACAAGAAUGACAUCAAGACCUCAUUCACAUAUACUGUCAGAUUUACAGAUUCAAACAAGAAGGUAUGA